Molecule: messenger RNA, 420 nt
Organism: Naegleria lovaniensis
Lineage: Eukaryota; Heterolobosea; Eutetramitea; Acrasida; Naegleriidae
Exons: 2
Coding region: 1-420 (139 amino acids)
Cellular component (GO): membrane
Source: RefSeq, a predicted model, not a curated record
AUGCUCGACGUCGUGAUGCAUGUCCUCUACUGCUUGUUAUUGGCAGGAGGAGGUUUUAUGGGAUAUUCUAGAAAGGGUACGUUACGGUUACGUGUUCAAAUUCUAAAAAUCAUUCAUCACACUAAUGAUAAUGAUAUUUUUCAAUCACUCAUAACAUCAGGUUCUCUUCCUUCCUUAUUUGGAGGUCUUAUCAUUGCAUUGCUCUUUCUCUAUGCUGCUUAUUUGUUUUAUGUGAAAAACUUUGAAAUUGCAAGAACAGUUUCCAUGAUUGCUAGUUUUGUCUUGUUCGGAUUGGGAGCUUUUAGAUUUGUAUCGGUGGAAAAGAAGGCACUUCCUGUGGUGUUUAUGGUGAUGGGAAUUGUCAUGCUUGUGAUGCAAUGGGUGAGAAGGUCUGGUGACGAAGAUGCAAAAUUUAAAUAA